GGCGAUGUGUGUGUGACCCGCAGGAGGAACAGGCCCUUCGUCAGAUGCGGGGUGGGGGUGCAUGCUCCGCUGUGGACAGAUGAUCCUAGCGCAGGCGUUGGUCUGCAGACACCUGGGACGAGACUGGCGGUGGGAUCCAGAGAAACAUCAGCCCAAAGAGUAUCACCGUAUCCUGAGCUGCUUCCUGGACAAGAAGGACAGCUGCUACUCCAUCCAUCAGAUGGCUCAGAUGGGCGUUGGCGAGGGCAAGUCUGUGGGAGAAUGGUAUGGACCGAACACAGUGGCGCAAGUACUCAAGAAACUGGCCCUGUUUGAUGACUGGAAUACUCUGGCUGUGUACGUGUCAAUGGACAACACAGUCGUGAUUGAAGACAUCAAGAAGCAGUGUCAGCAGCCGCGCCGGGAGUUCAGGCCCAGGCCCGGUCCCUGUGAUCGGGAAGAGGAGUCAGAGGCUCUUCAUCUUCACACACAACGGCCCCUGGACUGGAGGCCCCUGCUCCUGGUCAUUCCUCUGCGAAUGGGCAUCAACAGCAUCAACCCCGUCUACAUUCAGGCAUUCAAAGAGUGUUUCAAGAUGCCUCAGUCAUGUGGUGUUUUGGGAGGAAAGCCCAACCUGGCCUUUUAUUUUAUUGGAUUUAUUGAUGACGAGUUGAUCUAUCUGGACCCUCACACUACGCAGCAGGCCGUGGACUCUGAAUCAGGCAGUGCUGUGGACGACCAGAGCUACCACUGUCAGAGGACCCCUCACCGCAUGAAGAUCACCAGCCUGGACCCUUCGGUUGCACUGGGUUUCUUCUGCAAGAGCGAGGAGGACUUCGACAGCUGGUGUGAUCUGGUUCAGCAGGAGCUGCUCAAGAAAAGAAACCUGCGCAUGUUCGAGCUGGUGGAGAAACAUCCCUCUCACUGGCCUCCGUUUGUUCCUCCCACCAAACCAGACGUGCAGACCACAGGAGCAGAGUUCAUCGAGUCUCCAGACAAGCUUUUCGAGUCGGAAGAGGAGUUUGAGAUCCUGAACGUGUGAUCCUGGGCCGGUCUCUCCGCUCCACAAGUGCCUCAGAUCAACACACACAGCACAAAACACGAGCUCGUGCUUCUAUCUGUGGACACAGGAGAAAACAACAAGCCAGGGAUCCCGUCGCAUCUGUGUGUGUGUGUGUGUGUGUGUGACGUGUGCCUCACUCACAGGCCUGUGUCGAACUGCAGAAACUGAGAGCUUGACCAGUUGCAUGAACUUUCUCGUAUACUGUAUGAUGGAGUGGUGAAGGCUCUCAUGAGGAUGAUAUCUGUAACACACAAACACAAACACUCUUACCUCCUGACCGCAGGAGAUCGACCAUAUGCAGAAUAACACUCAAUCUCUCAUUCAGUGUUAUAUAAGAAACCUUACUGGUUAAAAAAAGUGCCUCUAAUUGACAUAUUUAUGUUUUUGACUGGUAAAGGUGAUGUUUUCUGUCCUUUUUAAUGGGUUAAUUAUGUCACCCACCCCUGCACAUCUGUAAAUAUGGCUUCAAAUGAAGAUAUUUAAAUAUGUUAUCGUGUUUUGGAUUGGUCCUAUCACUUUUUUUAGAACAAAUAAACUACCUAAUUACGUAUG
This is a messenger RNA of Pimephales promelas (fathead minnow), 1594 nucleotides long. RefSeq names its product autophagy related 4A, cysteine peptidase (gene atg4a). Gene Ontology annotation, biological process: mitophagy; piecemeal microautophagy of the nucleus; C-terminal protein lipidation. The record is from RefSeq and is a predicted model, not a curated record. Gene Ontology annotation, molecular function: cysteine-type endopeptidase activity; protein-phosphatidylethanolamide deconjugating activity. Gene Ontology annotation, cellular component: cytoplasm. NCBI's taxonomy places the organism in Eukaryota, Metazoa, Chordata, Actinopteri, Cypriniformes, Leuciscidae.